CGGCCCACUGUCUGACAGUAGUCCUGCAGCGACACAGGGAUGCAUUACAAAUGGAACACAUUCGUAUUCAGUUAUUUCUUGUAUUUAAUGAAGGGCUCGUAUGGAGGCACAUGUUCUACAAACUGUGCGUCAAAGACAUGUGAUGACCCUGAUGGUGGAUGUCCUAAAUGCGAGAGGAAUUGGUGGGGACGACAGUGUGACAACCCCAUGGGUUGUUUUUGGGCUGAUGAUCCAGCAAAAUACCGUGGCACGGCGUCAGUGACGGUUAGUGGGCGCGUUUGUCAACAAUGGUCCAGUAACACGCCACACAAACACAGAUUCGGAAACCUUACUCAAGGAGCCAAAAACUAUUGCCGUAGCUCUGACAACCACCCAACACCCUGGUGUUAUACAACUAACAAAAACGUUCGUUGGGAGGUGUGUGACGUUCCUACAUGCGAUUCAAAAAAACUAUGCCCUGUACCUCCAUUCCCUGUACACAAAGUACUACCAGUAGGCGUUCCGUUUUCAAAGCCUUUCUUUUCUGGAACAUCUCUGCGCGUGGUAAAUUCGUGUGGAACUCUUCAAAGGGAGGCGACGAUAUGGUGUCAAUCUAACAAGACGUGGGCUUCAUCUGAAGGCUGUACAGAUUUAACCCCCUUCUGUCCGAGGCCCGCUUUGGAGAGGAACAGCUACAUUUUUGCUGACCAUGACUCUGUCUAUCACCACAAUGACACCGUGGAUAUUCGCUGUUUACCUGGAUUUAACAUCCGAGGAUAUGGUAUUCUGGAAUGCCAAGAAGAUGGUUCCUGGAAUGGCACUUUACCCACUUGCUUUAUGAAUGGUAGUCAUCUUUGUCCUCCAAUGUGUGAGGACGACCUUACAUGCGACAAUGAAGACAGAGGUUGUCCGAAGUGUAAGCCGACAAGGUGGGGAAGACACUGUGAAUAUCGCGUGGAAUGUUUCAACACAGAACGCGGGUCUGAUUACAGAGGAAUACAAAACAGGACGGCCAAUGGCAUUCUUUGUCAGAACUGGAAGAGCCAAUCUCCACACAGUCAUCCUUUAAGCAACAGGGUCGAUGACGGAGCCGCUAACUACUGCCGCAACCCUGACCUUGAACUUACUCCAUGGUGUUACACAACUAAUUCCCGUGUCCGCUGGCAACAAUGCAACGUGCCGAAAUGUGACACGGUGUGCCCUCCUCCUACGCUGCCCAUGUACAGUCAUCUGGUAGAGGUUACAAAUAAACCAUUCAACAUAGGCUACAAUAUGUUUGUGGAAAUGAGAUGUGCCGACCAAAACGUGACCAUGGUUACCACGUGCCAGGAUGACUUGACCUGGUCGCAUAAUGUGUCAUGUGAAGUUGUUCACUGUGUACGACCUACGCUCCAUAACAAUAGCUUUAUAGUUGGAGAUGCCACAAGCAGACUGUACGCUCAAAACGAUACCAUUGAGGUCCAGUGUCCCGAGGGUUUUACCCAGAAGGGUGGACAUUUGUUCCGGUGUCAGGGUGACCGAUCAUGGAAUGGAACCAUGCCUACCUGUGAUGGGGGUAUCUGUCCGCCUAUGUGCGCAGAAGGUGUACCCUGUACGGAGCCUGAUGGAGCGUGCCCUCGGUGUAAACCUGGUUGGUGGGGCCGCCAUUGUCAGUACCCUAUGGAAUGUUACGAUGGCCGCGGAGCGAAUUACAAAGGGACGACUGCAAUUACCGUUAGUGGGCGAAAAUGUCAGGAAUGGAUGUCGAACUCACCUCAUAGGCACAAACUGAAGUUGGCAAACUCUGGAAACCUUUGUCGGAAUCCAGACAACGAACCUAAGCCUUGGUGCUAUACUGUAGACCCGAAGAGGCGAUGGGAAGUCUGUCCAGUUCCAAGAUGCAAUAAUGGUGCCCUGUGCCCACCACCAACUCUGCCUAUGUACUCCAGCGUACUGUCACCAGUAAAUCUGGCAUUUUACACGGGUUCUACAUUGUUGGUGAACCUUACGUGUGGAGACACCCAAGAGCAAGUCAACAUAAUUUGUCAAGCAAACAGAAAAUGGACAAUGAAUAGAUUAUCCUGUUCUUUGACGUUUUGCGCUAGUCCCGCACUGAAAAACAACAGUCGUAUUAUUGAAGACACGGGAGGUCCGUAUCAGCAGAACGAUACCAUUCAAGUAGCAUGUGAUCAAGGUUUUGAAACCAAAGGACAAACGAUUUUUAAUUGUCAGAACAACUCUCAGUGGAACGGCACCAUGCCAGCAUGCGAAGGUGUCCGUUGUCCAGAACUUAGACCAACAACAAACAGCUUCUUGAUGGACAAAUCUGUACAAUAUACAUACACCCAUAUCGCCACGGUCGAAUGUGAUACAGGUUAUAGAUUGAUAGGGGAAGCACACCUGCAUUGUCAGGCAGAUGGCACGUGGAACUCGUCAUUGCCAAUCUGUCAAGCGGUGGUUUGUCCGGUGCCACUUCUGAACGACCACAGCUUUGUAGAAAAUGGAAGUGACUCGUUCUCGUUCGGAGAUGUUAUCAUGGUACGGUGUAAGGAUGGUUAUCAGCUUUACGGUUACGAUACGUUUGUGUGUAAGAAUGAUGGAAGCUGGGAUGGAAAGUUUCCCGUUUGCAAAGAAGGAACCUGCCCUUUACACUGCAAGGCUAAUCAGACAUGUGUUGACACGGACGGAGGCUGUCCGGAGUGUGAUUCGGCGUGGUGGGGAAGACAUUGCGAGUACCCUCUCGGAUGUCGUCUGACACAAAAAGGAAAAGAAUAUCGCGGAGAUAUUAACUCUACAGUGAAUGGGCGAGUUUGUCAGGAAUGGUCUGAUACAACACUUCAUUCUCACCGCUACGCGAAGUUCGUUGACAAAGAGGCUAGAAACUUCUGUAGGAAUCCUGACAAUGAGAUUAGCCCUUGGUGUUAUACCCUAGACCCAGAUGUGCGUUGGGAGAUUUGUCCAGUUCCACUAUGUUCCUCGUUAAAUCAGUGUCCGCCGCCGGUACUACCACAAAACGUUACCGUAGUCAACCCACCAAAGAUCGCCUUUUUCACAGGCUCUGUGCUUCUGUUAGAGCUCCAGUGUGGGGAAGGACUCAGAACAGUGGCUACUCCACGGAUAUCAUGUCAGGAAAACGGCACUUGGACAUAUAGCAUUCCGACAUGUCAAGCUGUGCGUUGCAAGCACCAACCCCUCCCUGAUCACACCUACAUCACAGGGAUGUUUGUAACGCAUUUCCCAUAUGUCGUGACUGUACAGGUCAGUUGUAAAGAUGGGUACACCCUGGAGGGGACUUCUGAGUUAACCUGUUCUGAACAGAACUAUUCCUGGAAUUUAGAAAGGACGCGGUGUAGAGCUGUUAUGUGCCCAAAACCGAAAUUGUUGUCAUUCAGUUACAUUGACCCGAUAAAGAACGAGUAUCCUUAUGGCAGCCAAGUAUUGGUAAAGUGCAUUAAUCAAUACAAUCGUGUUGGACAAGGAAGUUUUAGCUGUCUUUCAGAUGGCCGCUGGGACGGAGAAAUGCCUGAGUGUAAAGCUCCAUCAUGCAGUCUACCGGAUGUACCCCCGUCCCAUGUGGUCAUUGUCCGGUCCUUGGCUGACCUCAGUCCAGGAGGUAAUGUGACGGUUGUGUGUCGAGGUUUACACAAUGGUACAUCUGUCUUGCAGUGCUUACCAAACGGAACGUUUUCAGGAGCGAUACCCAAGUGUAAUGGUGUUAAAUGCCCUCUGCCGACUUUGACCAACAACAGCUAUAUAGAGCAUAGAACAUUAUCGUUCGUUUACGGGGAUGCGUUAAAGAUUUUGUGUAAAAGGGGUUUCACUCCAAAAUCUCAUGAUGUCCUCACCUGUCAGCUAGACGGGUCGUGGUUCGGUCAGGUUCCAGAAUGCGUACCGGUGACAUGUAGUCCACCAGAUAUGCCACCAGAAAAGUACGUAAUCAUGAAUCGUAGUGAGGACAUGAAUGUUGGUGGUACGCUGCAACUUAAUUGUGUCAGCGGAAUGGAACUGAAAGGUCCUGCUGAGCUCACCUGUUUGGUCAACGGUUCCUGGUCGUACGACACAAGUGAAUGUAUAGUGUCCAGCUGCUCAAGUCCGGUAUUGCCUGACCACAGCGUUAUAGUUCGGGGUAUGAAAACUGUUUACAGUUACAGAGACAAGAUCUUGGUGAUAUGCGCGGAAGGAUAUAGUCCCCAAAUUCCUGUCGCUUUAGCUUGUCAGCAUGACAAGACAUGGAACGGAACAAUGCACAGAUGUGAUGCCCUUUCAUGUCAAGUGCCCACCCCUCCAGAUACGCUGCAGUAUAUUAUAAAUAGCUCCUCAGACCUAUUGUUUGGUGGAACGCUGACAGUUGCAUGUAAGUCUGGCUAUAAGACUGUCGGGAAUAAAGAGAUGAUCUGUGAAGCAAACGGCCAUUGGGGAGGUCAUCUGCCAGACUGUCAAGCAAUGAUGUGCGCGCUACCGAGUCUGUCUUCCGACCUGUAUGUGAUGGUGGAGCAGGGUAGUGGCGUCACCCCCGGGGAUGUCAUAUCUAUAUGGUGCCGGCCGGGGAUGAGGGUAGUAGGUUCCUCGUAUAUGAAAUGUCUUAAGGACGGGACCUGGAACGCUUCCACUCCAACAUGUCAAUAUAUAUCGUGUGCGCCACCUUUGGAAGUUGAAUACAAUAUCAUACCAAAGAAGACGAGCUACCUGUAUAAGGAUAUUGUUAGUAUCAAAUGUAAGGAUGGAUUUGAACUCCAGGGCUCUCGUACACUUCAGUGUGGACUUGACGGCACAUGGGGGAAACUCGAAUCCAUAUGUACAGCGGUGAAAUGUCCACUUCCGACAUUAAAUGACCUGCAUGUGAUGAAGAUGGAUGCCGGUGCUUCCUUGUCUGUAGGAGGGGUGAUAUCUGUCGGCUGUAAAAAUGACAAAAAAUACGUUGGUCUGAUGUGCACGAAAGAUAAAAGAUGGAAUUCGUCAUUACCAGCUUGUGAUAAAAUAAAAGGAAAAACUCCAUUAAAGAUGUUACCGGAAGCAGAUUCUGGCGAAGAAUUAAGUGUACUUGAUAAAGGCAUCAUUGCUGCCUGUGUAAUCAUAAUUCUCGGUACAGCAGUAGCAACAGCAACAUAUUUUCUUGUAAGAAAAUUCAGAAGAAAGACAAGCCGAAAGAGUUCUAAUAUAAAUAUUACUUAUAAAGAUAUGGAAGACGAAUUGUGACGACGCAGGACACAAGAAAGAGAGAAACCCUACAUUGUGAACAGAGAACAAUUAUGAAAUAGUUAUUGCUUCUGAUUUUAAAAUGUCCUUAUUCAGAUAUUUUGCUGGUGUAUAUUUGUAAUACGUUAAUCAAAUGUUGAUAAAUAUCGCAUUUGGAACCUAUUUUGUCUGCUCACACACACUUCAUUAUCACUGCCAGAGAAAGAUUUGUUUUUAUGUGAACGUCUACCAAGGGACACAACCGCGGUGUCCUUUAUGUAUAACUCUUUGAAUGUUUGCUAAGAAUGAUGUAUUUUUAUCAUCCAUAUUAAAAACGAUGCAGCUUUAUAUUCUUAAAAUAGAAUACAUGUUACCUAUUAGCUGAUUGUGUCUUUUCUUUCGUCGAUGAGAAGUAAUGUUAGAGCAUUUAUGAUAUUUCUUUUAUCCAUAUAUAACUGAUUCCUGUAUGUUACUUUUUAAGAAUGCUUUAUUGUUCCGAUUCUGUAUGUUUCUGAAUUGAUAUUCAAAUUCUAAAUUGAAAUCAGAAAGACUUCACGCAAAAUAUCAGUUUAAAGUUUUGUUUGACAUCUCAUGAUCGCCAAUAUAUUUCAAAAUCAUCUCGUUCUUAAUUACUUUUCUCUGUUCAUAUAUUUUCGGACACUUUUAUAAUAUCCCUGGACAUAUGGUAUAAGUAACUUUUACUGUAAAACAUACUAUUUCACAAGCUAUGCAUACUUAUAUAUCAAAAUAGUACUUAACAGGUAACAAUACUCAUAUAUCAACAUAUUGUGUGGUUAGGAGAUAUGCUGCUCUCGGCUCAACCAUCUCUCCUUUAUCUUUUCAAAUGCCGCUUGAAUUUAAUUUUCUUGAACAAUGAGAUUUUCAAUAAAUGAGGCUUUAUUGUUAAUUUCUAUAAGUAGACAGUCUUUUAGAUUUAAAGCUGGUGGUGGAGCACCAGGCAUCAAAAGUGUCCUAACGUACAUUAUAGGAUAAUGGUGUAAAUCUGUCUUCGUCGGAUACAUGGGCAAUAACUCCGAGCCACUCGUCCAAUUAUUUCAAAGAGUCUCUGAGAGCAUAAAUUUAACUGCCUGUGAAGGAGAAAUAGACAAUGAUAUGUGAUAAGCGUACUUCCAAUGGUGAUCACCAGAUGUUAUUACAGUAUCACAUAUUGAAGGAAAGACAGGUAUACAUUCCCUGUUUAAUAUUGUUAUUGAGUCCCUUUAUAACUCAUCAGUGGCUGGUCAAGCAAAAUGAAUAUAAGACUUGUGUACAACUUUGAAUAUCACAGAUACGGGUAUUAUAACAAUGCAACACAUGCCAACAUAACGGGAGGUCUAUAGGGGAUCAGUAGAUCUGGGAAAUACUUAUUCAUGCAUUAAAUACAUGUAUGUAUGGGCAAACAGUAACAGUAUACUUAACUACAGUGUAUUUGCUUAUGAUAACAAAGUUUUUAUUUAUUCAUAAAUGCUGUAGGCGAAUUAUGCCUUUGUGUUACGUGGAAUGUACAAUGUUGACUAUCAAUGAGAAUGGUACAGCAGGUGUUUCGCUAUAGCUUAACAAUGGUGAGAUACAUAUAUAUCGUGGUUUUACACUAGUAAUUUAGCAAUUACAAUUAGUAUAAUCAUAAUUUGCUCUGGAACUACCUCAUAACAGUCGAAAAACAGGAACAACAGGGGUUAAUUUAUCAUACCCUGCAUUAAUGUGCAUUGUUCUGAUUAUGAAAAAGGAAAUAUAACACCUAUUUAAAGAGGAUACAUCUUUUUGCUGUAAUGUGAAUGAGUCAUGUUAAAAUACUGGUGAAGCACAUCUGAUUCCUCAACUGACGUCAAAUCUUCUCAAAUAAUUCUAAAAUAUGUAAAUCAUAAUAAUGUUAAAUACAUUCUUUUACAUGGUGUAAUACAGUGAAACCAUCUAAAGUUGGGUCACACUUAAGCACCUCAAAAAAUAAUUUUAACUUUGAAUUGUGGAGGUCAAUUACGACGUCGCUUGUCUGGAAAAUAAUUCAAAAAUGAACGGACAGUCAACGUAAGGGGUUCCACUACUACAGUCAUCUUGAGGGGAAAAAAAGGCACAGCAAACGCAAAGAAAGAAAACCUUCUAAAAAAAACCAUGUUGGUGUAGAAAUCUUCUGAAAGUGACAACACUUGACUUCAUUUGGUGAAAUAUACUUUUUUUAAAAACUGAAAUAUCAAAUGUUCCUUUGUCUGGUCUUGUUCGUUGUAUCUGUAUGGAUUAGAUUAUAUAUUAGGUGGCAUUUCUAUGGUAUUACAUUUACUAGGAUCAUUUCUAUGUCUUAUCUUUCCUCUGGAUUUCAAAUUUUGGCACCAGAACGAAACUGCUUUAUGGUGCAGUUAUAUAUUUUAUACGGCUUAUACUGUAUAUCUAUCACUGAUAAAUACAUAUAUUCUGUCCAACCCUUUGUAUACCAAACAAAUAGUGGUCGUGACUUUAUAUUUCAAGGAAUAUCCUGAAGAACAAAGGAGAAUUAUAUCAUUUUUGUUUCCAGAAAAGAAACAAAAUGUAGUUCUACUAAUGUAUCUUACAUGACACGGAGACGCGUCCUUUCACUAAAUCCAGCAGAAGACGAUAUAUCAUAUGUUGAUUUUUGUUGAUUCAUUUUUUGUGCGAUUAGAUGUUUGAAGCAAAAACCUGUAUUUUUUGCAAAAAGUUAUGUUAUUUUCUCGUUGAUUAAUUCAUUUACGAUGUGCGUUUGGCGAUUUUAUCCUGUUCUCGAAAACAACGAAAUCUACACAACCCCUCCCCUGCUUUGAGGCAGAAGACGCGUAACGCUCUGGAACACAUGGUCCUUGUACUUUUUCAAGGGUAGUACAUUUUUUUUUAUAUCUUUUUGGCUCUGUCAUAUCGAUUUUGAGUUUCAAUUUCGUUAAUCACUUGUUUUUAGACGUGACAGCCUUUACAAUAGAUAUAUUAUAUCACCAGUCUCACUAUCAUCUAUACCCACAUACAUACCCGUAGUUCAUCAGUAUUGUCAACAUCAUAAAAGUGUACUUAAAACUGACUCGUAUUUGUUUCUUCUUCGGUAUCCAUCAUAUGAUUUAAAUCGUCAUAAAACUUUAAUUUUAGAAUAUAGAGUGUUUUUAUUGUAUGUUCAAGCGUUGAUAUAUAUUAGUAUCCUAGUAGACUUGACCUCAUGUCGAAUACUUUUGUUACUUCAAAAUAAAAAGUCAACAAUGUUUACGAUGGGAAGCCGUACAACAGUAGCUGUACAGUCCUCCUUAAUUGAAUCUUAUAUGUUGGUUCCUUCAUGUGUGUCUUUACCGCUGUGUUAAGGCUUUGUUGACACAGAGUCAAUACUCUCGAUUUCACCAGAGAACAUUCCCUAUCUGGAAGCACACAUCUAUCCACCCCCACUUCUAUCUUAAAAGAGGUGCGUAAGCAAGUAAUAAACCGUAUUCAAUCAA
This is a messenger RNA of Pecten maximus, 8555 nucleotides long. RefSeq names its product sushi, von Willebrand factor type A, EGF and pentraxin domain-containing protein 1-like. The transcript has 31 exons. The coding region runs from base 40 to 5154 and encodes 1704 amino acids. Lineage: Eukaryota; Metazoa; Mollusca; Bivalvia; Pectinida; Pectinidae. The record is from RefSeq and is a predicted model, not a curated record.